CUCAGUUUCUGGAGAUGAGAGAACCUGUUGCUCAUUGCAUGUUUUCAACCCAUUUGGAAUUAAAGAAAAGUUUUGUCAUUCUGAUUUAACGGAUAUAUUUACACAGCUGCAGCAAUGCCUUGUGUUGAGAUGCAGUAUGGAGCUCUCCCUUACGAAAACAACUACUUCUGCCCUGAUUUCGUGAAUUCAGGAGUGUCAACCAAACUGGGUAUAGAUAUCAGUGACCAGAGGGAGCAGCCAUCUCCACUUUCGCUGCCUAGCAUCAACACUCUAGUGGGGAGCCAUGCUGAUGUGCUUGAUACCUUCUCUUGCCAGUUCACUGCCUCGGUCUCCACUUCCACAAGCACAGGCAUACCUGGUGAUGUCCAUGGUCCCUUAGUGGAAGGCUUGAGCCUACGUGGCCAACAGUCUCCCUUUAAGCUGGAUGACAUCCAGGUGUAUGGCUGCUACCCGGGCACCUUUGCCCUCAGAUAUUUGGAUGAAACAGUGUCCUCCAGCGGAUCUGAUUACUAUGGAAGCCCCCUUUCUGCCACUGCCUCGCCCCCCACCUCAGGCUUGCAAACCCAGUCUACCUCUGCCUGGGACAGCCCCUUCAGCCCAUUCUCUCCUGGCCCUAGUUGUUGGGCGUCAGACAUCAGCACGCUACCCCAGCAGUCCUCAUUCUUCACAUUUAGCACCCCAGUGGGGCAGCAGGUGCCAAUAGUGGAUCACCAGCUGCAGCUCGGUGAGGAGGACACCUUUGGCCAGCCAACCCAGCUUCAGCAUGCAUCUCCGUUACACUUCCAGGCCCUGGAGCUUGACCAUGGGCACUUGAGUAGUCCUGUGCUAAAAGAGGAGAGAGCUGAGUCACACUCAUCUCCAAAAACACAAAGCCCCAAUGAGGGACAGUGUGCUGUUUGUGGGGACAAUGCAUCCUGUCAGCACUAUGGGGUGCGUACCUGUGAAGGGUGCAAAGGAUUUUUCAAGCGUACUGUUCAGAAGAAUGCUAAAUAUGUAUGCCUCAGCAAUAAAGAAUGCCCAGUUGACAAGCGACGCCGGAACCGUUGCCAGUUUUGCCGUUUUCAGAAGUGCCUUGCAGUUGGAAUGGUCAAAGAAGUGGUGCGGACAGACAGUCUUAAAGGUCGAAGAGGACGUCUGCCUUCAAAGCCUAAGAAUAUUCUGGACAGUGCUCCACCAGUGAAUAUUACUGCGUCUCUUGUAAAAGCUCAUAUCGAUUCCAGUCCUGCCAUGGGAAAACUGGACUACUCCAAAUAUCACGAAGAUGUGACAAGUGUGUCUGAAAAGGAAGAUGCCAGUGACAUCAAACAGUUCUAUGAUCUUCUCACUGGGACCAUGGAAGUGAUACAGAAAUGGGCUGAGGCUAUCCCAGGAUUCAGUGCCUUCUGCCGGGAAGACCAGGAGCUCCUACUGGAGUCUGCCUUUGUGGAGCUUUUCAUUCUGAGAUUAGCUUACAGAUCAAAUCCGGAGGAGGACAAACUGAUAUUUUGUAAUGGUGUGGUGCUGCACCGCUUGCAAUGUGUGCGUGGCUUUGGUGACUGGAUUGAUUCAAUCAGGGACUUCUCCCAGAGCCUCCAUCGCAUGAGCUUGGAUGUACCAGCCUUCUCUUGCUUGGCAGCCCUUGUCAUCAUCACUGACCGCCAUGGACUAAAGGAACCAAAACGCAUAGAAGAACUCCAAAACCGCUUAAUCGCCUGCCUGAGAGAUCAUGUUGCCAGCAGCAGCACAGACCACAGCAGAUCUACACCCAACCUAUCUCGUUUGUUAGGCAAGCUUCCAGAACUGAGGACUUUGUGCACACAGGGAUUGCAGCGUAUCUUUUACCUGAAGCUGGAAGACCUGGUGCCUCCACCCCCUAUUGUAGAGAAAAUUUUCAUGGAUACUCUUCCAUUCUGAGAAGCAAAAAUGGAGAUCACUUAACGGAAAUAUGUGUUAUACAACACACAUAGUGAAAUUGGAGUAAUGAGAAGAUAUAGUAUGAAGAACAGACCACUGACUUGAAUGGAGGGCAAGAGAGAAAUAUGUUUGCCAAAUUAUUGAGAAAGUCCCUUGAUAGGAGAUUUUCUAAGACACUGUUCUUUGCACCUAACCUUUAGAAACUGCUGUUCUUAGGAAAGUGAUCAACAUAUUUGUGGACAAUUGGUCACCAUUUCGUAUAAAAAAUAUACAUCUUCAUUUCCUCCUUUGUCUGAACCAUUUUUAUGUUGGAGCACAAAAUCAGAGGGCAUUUAAUUUCUAAACUUUAAUUUUAAUUGAUAGAUGUGUGUUUUUGGUUUGACUUUAUUGCUAUGGAAAUGUAUUUAUAUAUUCUGUGAAUGCAAUUGACUUAGAUUUUCAGAAUAACCAGGAAUUUCUUUUGCAGUUUUUCUUUGUAAACAUGUGUUGUUGAUUUAAUAUUCCUAUAUUUCCAAAGGCAAAGUAAAAACCUUUUAAAUAAGAUCAAAAAGACCAAGGCAACUAUGAAAUCUCAUUUGGUUUAAAUGGCAGUGUUGAUUAGUGACUCUUUGUACACCAUUAGGGACUCUUUCAAUACAUCAAGUCCAUAAGUCCAGUAUAAUGCAAAUAAUGGGACUUCACACAUGACAUACACAUAUACACCCUUCCCUGUCAGCAGCCCCAAAUUAGCAUUAGCAGAGGACAUACUUUAACUUAAACCUUUUAAAUUUAAAAGAGUACAUUUCAUAUAGCAAGUGUAAUAUGUAGAACAGUCAGGACAAUUGCAUACAUAGUUCCAUAGUUCCAAACGCAAAUAAAUCCACCUAGACUGCUUAUAACACUCCAUAACACUUGUCUGAAAUGUCUGUGAUUUGUUAAGGUAUUCAUAUACUCAGCAACACUGUUUUGAAUAAGAAUGUAACACAGGGAGUAGGCACACUACAAGAUGGACCUCAUUAAUUGUGGUCUUUAACUGCAGAGGCGCAACAUAACAUGUAUUAAGUAUCUCAAAUCUUUUUAUUUGAAAUAUAAUUAAAGUUGUUAAACUGCCCACACAUUUAAUAAUAAUUAAAUUAAACAGAUUAACUACAUUAAAAGUAAGCCUUUAACAAAGUGUGAAGAUUGUCUAAGUAGUGUCUUAUAUAGGUCAUACAUCUCAUUUAUAUCCCUUCUUGAAGAUAUUAACAUUUUUAUUGUGAAAUGUUCAUCAGUAUUUUUAAACAUUCAUUAUUCACAUUAUUUGCUUAUCGCAAUGAAAUUAUUUUCACUGUUAUGGAUUCCAGUUUAGGGAUACCUGUGGAAAUUCUUUACAUGACUUACAGUUGUGUAAUUGGAAAUCUGAAUACUAAUGUAUUCAAUUACUUCAAUAAUUAGCAAGUAUUACAGAUUAUGUAAUGCUGACUCCUAUAAUAUAUGUUUUAUAUUCAGGUUUGUACCAAUUAAUUAUAUUAAUAUUAAAUACAACAAAGGGCAAGAAGUACUGUGGCCUGAAUACAUUAAAAAAUAGUCAUGCUCUAGUGGAUGAUGUCAUAAUCCUAAACUCUAAAUACUGUAAUAAAACACUAAUUACAUUUAUGACAUUUGUUCUCAAACAUGAAAAGUGGAAUUCUAGUACUGUUACUGAACUUCUGCUUGCUUUUUUUCUUUUGGAUUUACUGAUAUCUGAACUGGAUGUGUAAUCAAAUGACUAAUAAUGAGCAGCUAUCAGCACUUGAGGCAGCAUUUUUAAAAGGAAUACUUGUUGCUUGAAUUUGUACAUUUGUUAUACCAGUGUGUAAAUUUGAGUUCUUUGUCCUUGUUAGUUUUAUUGAUGUAUAUUUCAGAAAUGAAAAGCUAUUUUAUAAAACCCACUGAUACAACAUU
Electrophorus electricus (electric eel) is the source of this 3795-nucleotide messenger RNA. Its product is annotated as putative nuclear hormone receptor HR38. Gene Ontology annotation, cellular component: transcription regulator complex; nucleus. Gene Ontology annotation, molecular function: zinc ion binding; nuclear glucocorticoid receptor binding; RNA polymerase II cis-regulatory region sequence-specific DNA binding. NCBI's taxonomy places the organism in Eukaryota, Metazoa, Chordata, Actinopteri, Gymnotiformes, Gymnotidae. The record is from RefSeq and is a predicted model, not a curated record. Gene Ontology annotation, biological process: cellular response to corticotropin-releasing hormone stimulus; regulation of transcription by RNA polymerase II.